AUGACGAAUUUUGAUAUCAAUCUUACAUCAGAACAGCUUCUAAAAUUCCGCUGCGAGGCCUCCGAUCCUGCGUCUCUACAUCUCCUAUCCAGCUUCCUUGCCUCGCAUCCUGGUCCCUGGCCAGCUCGGGACCUGAUCCUCACAUUCCAGGAGAUCUAUAAAUCUGCCCCACAAUCACUAAAGACAGAGAACCACGAGUCCCUUACCCGUCUUCAGGCUCAAGUGAAAGCUGUAAUUCCCAGGAUUGAAGAUUUAGUCGGAACAGACUCUCGAGCUGGGCUCAUCGAUGUCCUUACCGGACGCCAUUUGACGCAUUGUGCGAUCCGGGAAUUCGUGCAAUCCUUCCAUAUCCCUGUCAACCUUAUGUGCCAUGGCCGGAAGCCUCGUAUCGUUGUCAUUUUACCCAAUGGGCCCCUUAUGGCCAUCGCAGUUCUUGCCUUUGCCAAUCGCUACACCAUUGUACCCAUGUCAUCGAACACUGUCCCAGAGCAAUUGCGUCUAGAUAUUGAGCAGGUUGAGGCGGACGCAGUGGUGGCGCUGGAAAAUGAUAUUGAAAAGCUUCAAUUAGAUCCUUGUCAUCGGCCAGUUCUUGGUCUCAAGUCGCUGGAUGAUCUCACGUUCCAAUUUGUUUCUAUGCCAUCAAAUUCUGGGGCAGACCAUCCGCCCAAUUCGGGUGAUGAUAUUGCGAUUAUCCUGUUCACCAGCGGAACUAGUGGGAACAAGAAGCUGGUGCCCAUUACGACAUACAACUUGAUAGCGGGGACCAUGGCCACAAUAGAGUCAGUGGAAUUAUCUGAGGCUGAUACCUGCCUAAAUAUGAUGCCUCUAAACCAUGUUGGUGGGAUAAUUCGCAGUAUAUUCUCGCCUCUGCUUGCCGGUGGCGCCACCAUUUGUUGUCCGUCUUUCGACCCCAGCAUGUUCUGGGACGCCGUCCAGAGUCCCACCAUGACACCCACCUGGUAUUAUGCUACCCCAACUAUGCACCAGAUGAUCCUAGCAGAGGCCGAACAACGACCAGAUGCCGUUCGACAAAGCGCCAUCCAGUUCAUCUGUAAUGCGGGUGCCGGUCUGCCUCCCACUCUGGCGAUGCAGCUCCGGGAUACGUUCCAUUGUGCCAUUCUCCCCAGUUACGGCAUGACGGAAUGCAUGCCAAUUGCCGCUCCACCAAAGCACUAUGCCCUGGACCGACAUGGCACGUCUGGCCGGAUCGUGGGGCCCGAGGUUGCCAUUCUGACAGAUCAAGGCACGCCAGUGGCGAGAUGUGAGAUGCUCGGCCACAUCUGCGUUCGAGGGUCGCCAGCGUUCGAGGGAUACUUGACUCCCGAUGGCCAACUGGACACCAGCGCUUUUGAUGCAGACGGAUGGUUCGAUACGGGCGAUUUGGGGUACCUUGAUGUGGACAACUACCUGUAUAUCACAGGCCGCAGCAAGGAAGUUAUCAACCGCGGCGGCGAAAUCAUCUCUCCUGUUGAAGUGGAAGAUGCCGUGCUGGCAUCGGCCCGGCAUCCCGAGUCACCGUUGUACGGGCGUGUUAUGGAGACAUUGGCAUUCUCCGUGCCUGAUGAAAUCCUCCAGGAGGUCGUUGGUGCAGUGAUUGUCACUCCCCCUGGAGUCGCGCGGCCGGAUUUGCGCCAGUUGCACGAAGCCCUACAGCCCCUCAUCCACCAGCCCAAGUGGCCGGCAUUGGUAGUGUACAUGGACCGCGUUCCCAAGGCCAAUAACAAGAUCCAGCGUAUCAAAUUCGCUCAGCGUUUGGGAAUUGAUCCUCUCACACCGGCCACAGUGUUGGCUGAGCGACAUUACGAAGCCAUCUGCCCGCCUAUGGGGACGGCCCUCAGUGCCUCCAUCGCGCAGACGGCCUGUGUAAUCGACCAUCCUCGCAUUCAGUCGGCUGUAGCCGAUUUUGUCAAUGCCAAACUGUCCUCAGUCCAUGUCCAACAAAACACCCGCGAUGGAUUUGCGGAUGUCAUCUUAUUCGAUCAGAAUGUAGCCGACGCGCAGCAACCAACCGCCGCAGUCAAUCUCCAAGAGCGCCUCGAUGGAUAUCUCAUCCCAAGCAGGAUAAUUUCUCUGCCAGGUCCAAUGCCAAUGGACCUCUUUGGAAACCCUGACCAAGACGCAAUUGACUCGGCAGUCCGCGCCCGCAAUGCACCUGGCGACCUAUCCUCCAUCCAAGGCCGGGUCCGGGAAAUCUUUGCGGUCGCCUUGUCUAUGGCCUCGGAGGAUGUCUCGGUGGACACCGACUUUUUCGUCGCCGGUGGCGAUAGUCUCACAGCAGGUCGGCUGGUAUCGCAGCUCCGGCGCGAAUUCGGCGUCUUCCUCGCCGGCGAUAUUCUGUUUCACCAGAGCACCGUGGGAGAGAUUGAGACUACCAUCACCGAGGCGGUGGCGAUCAAAGCGAGCCAGAGUGAGGAUGAGGACCAGGACUUACCGGGAUGCGAGCGGACAUACAGCAGUACGCAUCCGCUGCUCCUCGUCCUGCAUCUGUUGCCCGUCACCUUUUUCUUCCCUAUGAAGCGCGCUUUCCAGUGGCUUCUGUUCUCAUAUGUUGUGGCCGAAUGCUCCACGAGGUUUCCUAUCCGUGAAAUUCUCAUCGGCCGAUUGAUUCUAAUCGUCCUUGCGGUACUGUCAGCGCGCGUUGGAGGUCACAUCGUAUUCCCCUUUUGCGGUAUCGCCUUUAAGUGGCUUGUCAUUGGACGCUACAAAGAGGGUCUAUUCCCCAUGUGGGGACCCUAUCAUACCCGCUGGUGGCUGACGCAGAAAGCAUUGCAAGUCUGCGGCAAGGGCAUGUUUAAUCACUUCAACUGGUCUCGCGUGCUCUUCUACCGGCUGCUUGGCGCUCGGAUCGGCGCUAAUGUGACGCUGUCCCCCUCCGCCAAACUGGGCGAGUAUGACCUGAUCGAGAUUGAGGAUGAUGUCGUUUUGGAUAUCGGCGUCCAGUGCCGCCCCUUUGGCGUAGAACGCAACACGUCUAUGCUCCUGAAGCGCAUUCAUAUUGGCCGCGGCGCAUCAGUCGGUAUCAAAUCAAUUGUUGCGCCGGGCGCCGAUGUACCCGAGAAGACCUGUAUCGGCCCUAAUUCAUCAAGCUGGGAGCUCUCGGACGCCGAUUCCGCGAAUCGUGAUUUGCUAACAUCGCGGAUUCCACAGCCGCACUGGCUGUGGAGUCUAUUGAUUGUAGAGCCCAUCCGAAUUCUGGUCUGGGUGGCCGCUCGUCUCACCUGGAUGGGUGGUCUGGUCCCGAUGGUGCGCCAGUUUCCGGUUCCCCAACAUGAUAUGUUCCUGGCGACCCUCGAAUGGUAUACCAGUGGCCGGCGGAUCGGCCUGCAUAUCACCGCGCGUAUCUGUCGGGCGAUUGGAGGCCCCAUUGUGCUCUUCCUUUCCAUCUGGAUCGCCAAAUUCUUGCUGGACCUCAUCUGCGGCCGGCCCCAGCCCGGUCCCGCCUCCAAGCAAAACACACGCCAGAAGGUGCGAAGUGCCGUGCUUGCCCAGAUCCUCCCUGCCGGUGAUCUCCAUGAGCUGACUCGGCUGGUCGGCCGGCACUAUGAGCUAGUCUCGAUGGCUAUCCGGGCACUGGGAGGCAAGGUCGGCAAGCGCGUCUACUGGCCCAGCGUGGGCCCAGCUGUGCCCGACUUUGAUCUCCUCGAGGUGGGCAAUGAUGUGGUUUUCGGGUCCCGGUCGAGUAUUGUGACUGCUGAUGGCUAUGGGCGUGAUCGUGUUGUGAUCGGAGAUGGCACGAUGGUCGGAGAUCGAGUUGUCGCCUUGCCCGGUGUAACGAUCGGUCGUGAAGCUAUGAUCGGUUCGGGGGCCUUGCUACGCCGGAACGGAGACUAUCCAGCUCACACCGUGUGGACGGGCAGCAAACGGGGGGAUGCCGUGCAGUUUCCAACUACCACCUCGGGGCCUAUCUCGGCCGCUCCCACUGUCGUGGGAAGUAGCGGGAGUAGUACCAAUGUCGACAGUGACGAUGAGAAGCCUUCGGGCACGAGGGCCAUGCACAUAAAGCCUGGAGCCCUUGACCAAAAGCCCGAGGCCGUGUCUGAAACCAAGAAGGAUACAUGCAAGCCGUUCGGCCGGGCCUUCUACCGCCACGAAGCCAACUACUACGUCCUUCGGAUCUGGCAAAUUGUCAUUUAUUCGGUCAUCUCCGUGGUUUUCACAACCGUCUAUUGGCUUCUCACCGUGGUAUUCGCACUCCUCGCUCUUCGGGCUGCCUUGACUAACAGCGAAGCCGCCAGCUUCCAGCCAGGCCCCUGGCGCCCAUUUGUUCUGUAUGGUCUUCUCGCCUCCAUCCUGUCGGGCAUCAGCUGCGUUCAGACAUUUAUUGCUCUCGGCGUCGUGAUUGGCGUGAAGUGGAUGGUCAUGGGCCGUCGGACAGAGGGUGCAUUUCACUGGGAUAAGAGCAGCUACAACCAGCGAUGGCAGUUCCUCCUAUCUUGCGAAACGAUCAUCAAAGAUUGUUAUGGAGGUACUGGCGUAUUGCCCAUGAUCACCGGAUCCGCCUACCUUGCCUGGUAUUAUCGCUUCUUGGGCGCAAAAAUCGGUAAAGACUGUGCAAUUCAUGCCAAUGGAACCCCUAAUAUCUUUUUUACGGAGCCGGACCUCCUCAGUCUGGGAGAUCGAGUGGCUGUCGACGAUGCUAGUUUGGUCUGUCACCUCAAUUCGCGAGGCGAAUUCGAAUUACAUACUUUGAAGGUUGGAAACCGAAGUAUCAUGCGUGCGGGUUCACGCUUGAUGUCGGGUGCUUCGAUGGGCCAGGAUGCUUGUAUUUUGGAGCAUACAUUGGUUCUUUCGGGGGAUCAUGUGGAGGAUGGAGUGACGCUUCAGGGAUGGCCUGCGGAGGGGUUCCAAAACAGACGUGUUUAA
This is a messenger RNA of Penicillium macrosclerotiorum, 4863 nucleotides long. RefSeq names its product non-ribosomal peptide synthetase. The record is from RefSeq and is a predicted model, not a curated record. Lineage: Eukaryota; Fungi; Ascomycota; Eurotiomycetes; Eurotiales; Aspergillaceae. Gene Ontology annotation, biological process: fatty acid metabolic process. The transcript is spliced from 3 exons. The coding region runs from base 1 to 4863 and encodes 1620 amino acids. Gene Ontology annotation, molecular function: phosphopantetheine binding; medium-chain fatty acid-CoA ligase activity.